UUUUUUAGAGAAAAAUUCUAUCACUUUUUUAAUCUCCGUCUUAUAUAUAUUGAGUACUCGUGUAAAAUUUUACACCAUAUUACAGCAAAUUUUUAAUAAAAGCGGGUUUUCACUAACUUACUGAAAAUCACAGCAAACAAGUGCAAAUUGGGCUGCUCAAUUUGGGCUCACACGUGUAAAUGACAAAAAACCAAAAAAUUUCUUAGUUUCUCUUUCUUCUUCUCUUUCCUGUUUCUCUUUCUCUGGUUUUUUUUUCUCUCUCCUCUCGUUCUCUUCUUCUCUUGCUUUUGGCGUUGCUACUUGAAUUUCUCUCUUUUCAAUCUUUUAUUUCUUCACUUUGAAGUUGAUUGUUGCUAAUUUCAGGUUUGUUUUCUCAAUUUUAUUUCAUUUUAUUCAAUUUUAAAGUGUUUCGAUUUUUAGGGUUUCGUUGUUUUGGAUUUUUGUAGUUUUUGCAAUGGUGAAGAAGAAGGUUUCUGGUGAUGAUAAUGUUGCUCUAGGAAGAAAAAAGAUGUUGAAAGGUGAAGGAAGUACAUCCAAGGGAAAUAAAAGGAAGAGGCAAGAAAAAGAGGAUGACGAGCCUGAUAGGAAAAUUACAUGUCGUUGUAGACCUUCUUCAUUAGUUAAGGUUAUAAGUGGGCUUUCUCCGACUCAAAAAAAAGAUGUAGAAGAGGUUGGAUUUGGUGGUUUGUUGUCUUUACGUGUGGAGAGUAUGGUUGGUGGUAUACUUCCUUGGCUUGUUGAGAGUUUUAAUGGAUAUACUUGUAUGUUUUGUGUAGCUGAUGGUAAGGAGUUUGUUGUGACUAAGCAUGAUGUGUGUGAUGUUUUUGGUUUGCCAAGGUAGAAGGUCGUGAGGUUCCUGAAAUGAAGGGUAGUUACAAAGGUCAAUCUUAAGAUGAUAGUGCAUU
Chenopodium quinoa (quinoa) is the source of this 905-nucleotide messenger RNA. RefSeq lists its product as uncharacterized. The coding region runs from base 455 to 841 and encodes 128 amino acids. The transcript has 3 exons. The record is from RefSeq and is a predicted model, not a curated record. Lineage: Eukaryota; Viridiplantae; Streptophyta; Magnoliopsida; Caryophyllales; Amaranthaceae.